Molecule: messenger RNA, 3428 nt
Organism: Ylistrum balloti
Lineage: Eukaryota; Metazoa; Mollusca; Bivalvia; Pectinida; Pectinidae
Product: vacuolar protein sorting-associated protein 4A-like
Exons: 12
Coding region: 117-1445 (442 amino acids)
Biological process (GO): endosomal transport; vacuole organization
Molecular function (GO): ATP binding; ATP hydrolysis activity
Source: RefSeq, a predicted model, not a curated record
GACAGCAAUGAAUCAACCGAAGAUAGGCGUCUAGAACCGGGUGUUACCCUUGAUAUUUACUUACGUUCUUACCGUUGUAACACACAUAUUUGUCACAACGUACCGAUAUUUUCUUCAUGGCAACCUUACAGAAAGCUAUUGAUAUUGUUACCAAGGCAACAGAGGAAGAUAAAAAUAAGAAUUAUGAAGAAGCCUUAAAGUUGUAUGAACAUGGAGUUGAGUAUUUUCUCCAUGCCAUGAAAUAUGAAGCUCAGAGUGACAAGGCUAAAGAAAGCAUCAGAUCUAAAUGUAUGCAGUAUCUUGACCGAGCUGAAAAAUUGAAGAAAUAUGUUUAUGGAAAAAAGAAGAAUCCAGUUGCUGAUGGAGGGGGCUCUACAACAGGGAGGAACAAUAAGAAAGGAAAAGGUAGUGAUAGUGACUCAGAUGAUGACAAAGGAGAUCCAGAGAAUAAAAAAUUCAAUGACCAAAUUUCAGGAGCUAUAGUGAUGGAAAAACCCAAUGUUAAAUGGGAUGAUGUGGCUGGACUUUACCAGGCUAAGGAAUCAUUAAAAGAGGCGGUCAUUUUACCUGUUAAAUUUCCUCAUCUCUUCACAGGUAAACGCAAACCUUGGAGAGGAAUUUUAUUAUUUGGGCCUCCUGGUACUGGAAAGUCAUAUUUGGCAAAGGCUGUAGCUACUGAGGCUGAUAAUUCAACAUUCUUCUCUGUAUCAUCUGCAGAUUUAGUGUCUAAAUGGCUUGGAGAGAGUGAAAAAUUGGUGAAAACCCUGUUCCAACAGGCGAGGGAACAUAAGCCCAGCAUCAUAUUCAUUGAUGAAGUGGAUGCCCUCUGCUCAUCCCGUGGGGAGGGUGAGUCCGAGUCCAGUCGACGAAUCAAAACUGAGUUCUUGGUUCAGAUGCAAGGAGUUGGGAAUGACAAUGAUGGAAUCCUGGUGUUAGGUGCCACCAAUAUACCUUGGGUACUGGACUCAGCCAUCAGAAGAAGAUUUGAGAAGAGAAUUUACAUCCCUUUACCAGAAGCUCCAGCAAGAAUGGCCAUGUUUAAACUUCACUUAGGCACAACACCGCAUAGCAUACAGGAGCAUGAGUUUAAACAACUCGGUGAAGGAUCAGAUGGGUAUUCUGGAGCAGAUAUCAGUAUCGUUGUAAGAGAUGCCCUGAUGCAGCCUGUAAGGAAAGUACAGACAGCCACACAUUUCAAGAGAGUACGAGGUCCCUCCAGAAAUGAUCCUAAUGUAAUAGUUGAUGAUCUGUUGACACCUUGCUCACCAGGAGCCCCCGGGGCUACAGAAAUGAGCUGGAUGGAUGUGCCCGGAGAGAAGCUACUUGAACCUGUAGUUAGCUUGAGUGAUAUGCUAAUGUCCCUGAGCACCUCAAAACCAACUGUUAAUGAAGAGGAUUUGAAACGCCUACAAACGUUUACGGAGGAUUUUGGCCAGGAAGGAUGAUGCUUUGUCAAUCGUUUUUGUUGUGAAAAGUACUAUGAUGCAACUGUGACUUUAACAGUCUGACAUGGAUUCAUAAAUAACGUGCAGAAGAUGAUCACUUACACAUGAAGAUGGUGCACACCUGCAUGUCCCUGCGUUUUUGAAAUGAUGUUGAAUGGAAUAGGAGUUUUUAGAAAACCUUUCAUCAUUUCUGAAGAAACUUGUAGUUAAGCUUAUCAUUAGGCCAACCUUGACAUACGUUCAUGGCCAUAAUUCAUUAUUUACAGUCAUUGGCAUAUCACCAUUUUACAUGUAUUUACAAAGCGAUUGUUAUUUCUUGUGCACAAGAGCUGAUUGUGACAAUAUUUCUUUCUUUGCUGACAAUGUGAUAGAUUAAAGAUAGACAUGUAAAUCAGCUUGAUAUGUGACCAAUGUGGCGAUGUUUUUUUUUUUUUUCAAGAUUUGUGUUUCUAUGUCUACUUUAAUCACCUGAAGAAUUUAUUUCCUCAAUUUUGCCCCAAAAAUAACAAUGGCCAUUUAUUUCACAAAGGCCAAUUAAAUAGAAAAAGAAAACACCAUCUUGCAUCUUGUUAUAUAUAGGCCCUGUUGCUUUUUUGGUCUUGAUUUCCACAAAGUUUUGAUAAAUGAUGUACAUCACGGAAGUUUUUUCAUACUUUAUUGUAUUUGACAUUGAUUUGGAAAUGUUUUAAGUAAAUACUAAUGACACCCACCUGCUGUUGAGAAGGAGAUAAUUACCGGUGACCUCUGGCUUUGGUAUCAAUAAAUGCUGUUGAGAUUAUUUUCCCAACUUCUGAAUAAAUGUUGAUAAGAUGAAGGGAAAGUCGUAUCAUGAUAUGAUGAACCUGCUUGAAACUGAGACAUGUAAAACAGAAGUCUACAGAAGUUUCGUCGCUGCUUUCUUUUUUAAUACAAUGAAGGUAAAUUCCUUAUAAAAUCCCUUCUUCUAAUUAUAAAAAGAUUACUGAAACUUGUUUCCUUCUCAAUUUUGGUUUGUGUGGCCUUAAGGAGUUAUAUAUAUGUCUACUGACUUUUCCAACAUGAUUUCUACUCAAAACCCUGGAUGCUUGAGUUAGUAAAUAAGAUGAGCAUAUAAUUUAUUAGAGGAGAUGUAUGUUUGCAUUGAAAAAGUUUGAUUUUGAAAUUGAUUUCUUGGAAUUCUUAUGAGUAAAAAUGAAAGGGAGAUGAUUUUGGCCGAAGUCACAGCUAUAAUUAAAGAGGUUAAUGAUGAACAUUGUCUGUUGUGUUUCUUUUCCAUAAUUUCAUGCAUAGAAAAUAGUGUACACAUAGAUAUUUUUUAUUUAACAAACUUAACAAUAUUUUUGCCACACUUGAACAUUUUUGCAUUCAAAAUCACAAAUUUAUGUUUUAAAAAAAAAGAAAAAUAGGGGAGAUUAUUAUGAAUUAGGUUAUUUUUUAACAAGACAUUUUUCACAGACAUGAUUAUACCUAUAAGUAUUCAUAAACCCUCCGUUUCCCUAAUAGGAACACAUACUAGUAUCCCAAGAUUUGUUUGCCAAUAUCUUCAUUAACACAUGACUCGGAGUCCUUCCUGUGUAUGGUUGAGAUGAGUUUGACCCUAGUCGUCAUACAACUGAUAUGAUGCUAACCUUGAUAUACUUCCCUAUACUUAUGUUAUACUUACCAUUUAUCUAGAGAUGUACACACCUGUAUAGAUCUAUAUAUGGAUCUGCCUAUGGCAAUAUUGGCUAAGAAAAACACAGAAUUUCAAAUAUUUGAUGUAUUUGCACUGACCCUCGGUGCUUUUAAAUCUUACAAGUUUUUCUUUUCUUACAAACAAGUAAAAAGGUUCAUCUUUUAACAUAAUUUCUCCUUGUUUUUGCCAUCGUCUUCAGGCUGGUCAGCUGUCUGUACAGUCAUAGAUUUUAUAAUGAUGUAAUACACAAAAGUCAUUCAACUUUCUUGUCUCCAAUUUCUAAUUAUUAGAAAGAAAAAAGAAAUAAAGGAUUUCCCUGAACUUUACAA